Molecule: messenger RNA, 660 nt
Organism: Dermochelys coriacea (leatherback sea turtle)
Lineage: Eukaryota; Metazoa; Chordata; Testudines; Dermochelyidae
Gene: CHTF8
Product: chromosome transmission fidelity factor 8
Exons: 6
Coding region: 295-660 (121 amino acids)
Biological process (GO): mitotic sister chromatid cohesion
Cellular component (GO): Ctf18 RFC-like complex
Source: RefSeq, a predicted model, not a curated record
CUGCUGCGUCGACGGCCCCUCCUGCAGGAGUUUCACGUCUGGCUGUUGCAAAUGCCAACAAGAGGCAGAGGAAAGGAGGAUUAUUAGUAACGGAACUCCCUUUCCUGGGAAUAAGGUUAUUCUGUGAAACUUUACAGGGGAAUUUUCACAGUCUGGGCUGGAUGAGCUCUGCUUCUGGGGUGUUGGGAUCCAGGGCCCACCAUACUAACGAUAAAGAAGAAAAAACAGGCAUCAAACUAUUUACAGCCAAGGGAACUACACCAUCUUGCUGAUCCAGAAGAGGAGAAGUGGAGCAUGGUGCAGAUUGUGAUUUCCAGUGAUGGGGCUGAUGGCCUGGCAGAGUGGGUGCUGAUGGAGCUGCAGGGAGAGAUUGAGGCUCGCUACAGCACCGGACUGGCUGGAAACCUCCUGGGAGACCUGCAUUACACCAGAGAGGGGGUCCCUGUGCUCAUCGUGGGCCAUCACAUUCUUUAUGGGAAGGUAGUACGCCUGGAGAAGCCCUUCGCCGUCCUCACCAAACGUGGUGCCAGCGAGCACGGCUGUGACCACGGCCCCACGGGGGCAGCUGCCCACUACCUGGUGACCGCUCUGAUCAAGACCAAGCUCCUCUUCAAAACCCGCCCCAAGCCCAUCAUUACCAGCGUGCCCAAAAAAGUAUGA